AUGGUUUCUUCAGAUCUUAAAAAGCAGGUUGGCCAGCUCUUCGCGGUGGGGUUCUAUGGCUGCACCCCAAGUCCCGAAAUCAAGAUUUUGAUUCAUGACUACCACGUUGGAGGUAUCGUUCUCUUCUCGCGCAAUUUUGAGAAUUCAGAACAGCUCCAGGCCUUGACACUAGCUUUACAGAAUGAAGCCAGAUUGGCUGGACAUGAGCGACCAUUAUUGAUCGGAAUCGAUCAGGAGAAUGGGUUGGUCACUCGCAUAUCUCCGCCAAUCGCUGCUCAAGUACCAGGCGCCAUGGCACUCGGCGCCACGCAUGACCCGGAGUGCGCCUACAGUGCGGGGAAAGCCACGGGGGAAACUUUGAGUUUCUUCGGGAUUAACAUGAACUAUGCACCGGUGUGCGAUAUCAACUCGGAGCCCUUAAACCCAGUUGUUGGUGUACGCAGCUUUGGUGAUGACCCUGAAUUUGUGGGCCGGUUUGCGAGUGCGGCCGCGCGGGGUUUGCGGGAGCAAAACAUCGUCCCUAGUGUGAAGCAUUUUCCAGGUCAUGGAGACACAGCUGUGGACUCGCAUUAUGGACUACCGGUGAUUCCCAAAACAAGGGAUCAGCUGGAGCGUUGCGAAUUGAUUCCAUUUAGGCGGGCUGUCGCUGAAGGCAUCGAGACCGUCAUGACUGCUCAUAUCUCGCUGCCCUGUAUCGAUCUCACGCGGCCUGCAACACUUUCUCCGGAUGUUAUGGGGAUUUUGCGCAAGGACAUGGCCUAUGAUGGUAUGAUCAUCACAGACUGCCUGGAGAUGGAUGGAAUCCGCUCUACAUACGGUACAGAAGAAGGCUCGGUCCUAGCGUUGCGCGCUGGCAGCGAUAGCAUCAUGAUCUGUCAUACCUUUGAUGUGCAGGUAGCAUCGAUCAAGGCAGUUUGUGAAGCAAUAAAGUCCGGCAGAAUCGAGCAGUCACGACUGGCGGACGCUUGUCGCCAUGUUGCUACGGUGAAGGACAAGUAUUUGAACUGGGAUGUCGCUCUUCAAAAAUCUAAUCUCGCAGACUUGAACUCGCUCAACAAUAGAAUUGCCGAGACGACUAUGGAUAUAUAUUCUCGAUCGACCACACUCGUUCGUGACAAAAAUGGCAUUCUCCCCCUAUCAAAGACUUCAAUCAUCAUCUUCCUCUUCCCUGGAGAUAAUAUCCCAGUCGGUGGUGCGGUUGACGGCGAAGGAACGGGGAGGCCAGGAUUAUAUCAGUCUAACAGAUAUCUUGAUGUCUUGCGGCAACACAACAAUUCCAUUGCGGAGCUCAGAUACGGAGCGACCGGUUUGACUUCGGAGCAAUGGCGAACCCUUGAAGUCGCUGAUGUGGUGAUUUUCACUUCAUUCAAUGCAAGAGAGUCGCCAUACCAGGAGUCAUUAGGCUUGGAACUCGCUGAACGUGUUCAUGCAUUGGUGCAUAUUGCUGUUUGCAACCCUUACGACUUCCUUGAUGCUCCUAGUGUGAAGACCUAUAUUACCACAUACGAGCCGACCAUCGAGGCAUUUUCUGUGGCUGCCGAUAUCAUGUUUGGAGCAUUAGUCCCGACAGGUGCUCUUCCGCUGGGGAUUAAUGCUUCGACAAAGACCUCUGCGGUAGUAAUGCCAUUUGAUGCGCAAAGAGAUCUGGAUGAGGUGGUCGAAGUCUGGGCCGCUGCUCUCCCGACCUACCUUAUUCCCGCUGAAAGUUUGCGGUCUCUGAUAGUACGCCCGCAUGGUCACCAUUUCAUCGCGCGUUUUGGAUCGCAGCUAGUAGGCUUCUGUCUUGCUUAUACAAAUGCCCAUAGUGCACCAAACACCGUGUAUAUCGCAGUUCUUGCCGUGUCGCCAAAGUACCAACAUCAAGGCAUUGGAAUUGCCUUGCUAGACGAAACAAGAGCAUACUUCCGGGCAACCUUUGGCUUCAAUAAUGUGAAGCUGGGCAGCUCAUUCCCCCGCUUUUGGCCCGGGAUACCCCAGGACCUUCCAGAAACAGUGCAACAUUUCUUCACUCACCGUGGUUUCCGACUCAGCCCUCCCAGUGCCCGGUCGGUUGAUUUGUACCAAGAUAUUCGGAACUUCCAGUCGCCAGAGAAGUAUAUCACUCGUGCCCGGGAGCGAGGCUUCCGCUUCGCGCCAUUAAAACCCGAAGAUUACGAGGCCUGUUUGGUUGGCCAAAGAAAAAACUUCUCUAAGGACAGUAGCUGGGUGGAGGCAUACGUCGCUUUACAUCCCGACAAGUAUCCCGACAGUGUGAUGAUAGCAUUCGACUCUCACGGCCAGCAGGUUGGUUGGACACUAAUGCUCGGUCCAUCAUAUGCUUUGAACAAGUCUUGGGCAUUCCCCCAAACCUGUGGUCCAAACACAGGGCUCAUUGGUGCCGUAGGAAUUGAUGAAUCACACCGCAAGCAUGGCAUUGGACUGGCAUUGAUCUGUCAUGCUAUUGAAAACAUGAAGCAGCGAGGCAUUGAAGGUGUCUUUGUAGACUGGGUUGCGCUCGACGGGUGGUAUGAGCAGGUUGGGUUCAAGACCUGGAGAAGCUACAGGCCCGGGGAGCUUUGA
Molecule: messenger RNA, 2559 nt
Organism: Penicillium roqueforti
Lineage: Eukaryota; Fungi; Ascomycota; Eurotiomycetes; Eurotiales; Aspergillaceae
Exons: 4
Coding region: 1-2559 (852 amino acids)
Biological process (GO): carbohydrate metabolic process; peptidoglycan turnover
Molecular function (GO): hydrolase activity, hydrolyzing O-glycosyl compounds; acyltransferase activity, transferring groups other than amino-acyl groups
Source: RefSeq, a predicted model, not a curated record